ACGAGAGUCAUUUGUUAUACCUUCUAGUGACAUGUAAACAUAGAAAAUACGGUGAAAAAUUAUUUUCGCACGCUGUAAAUAAAAAGUUAUACGUUGAAAUUGUUUUUGUGUUGAUUUCCGAAGAUUUCGUGCGUGUUUAAUUUUCUUCGGGUGAUUUUGUUAACCUUUUUUUUCGCAAUUCGUUUCGGGCCCGGUUUUUGUGUUUUGUUUUAAAAGGUGAUGUGAUUUGUGGAAGAGAGAAGGCCAGGAUGAUUCUGUGAUGUUAUGGAGUGCGGAGUUCAAAGCGCCAUGCUCAGCGUGCCACCAGUGGGGGCGGACGCCGCCGCCGUCAUCCAGCAGGCCGCCAUUCCGCCCGCCGCCCUGUUCGCGCCGCCCGACACCGAUCAGGCGCAGUUCGAGGCCGACAAACGAGCGGUCUACAAACAUCCAUUAUUUCCACUGUUGGCACUGCUUUUCGAAAGGUGCGAGCUGGCAACACAGUCUUCAGAUCCACAAUCUAGCGACGCUUUUAAUUUAGACAUUCAAGCUUUCGUGCAACAUCAAGAGAGGGACCGGAAACCGUUUUUGGCUAACGAGCCGGAAGUGGACGGACUAAUGAUAAAGGCUAUACAAGUAUUAAGGAUACAUUUGUUGGAACUUGAAAAAGUCCAAGAGUUAUGUAAAGACUUUUGUAAUAGGUAUAUAACAUGUUUGAAAGGAAAAAUGCAGUCAGAAAAUUUGCUUAGAUCUGAUUACCCACAAGAUGUAUUAGCAACUGGUCUUUUAAACAACCUUGAAAGUAACAAUAAUAAUAGUAUGAUGUCACAUGGAAAUUCAGAGAGUGGUUCUGAGUCAAAUAGCCCCCUUCAGUAUUCUAUAAGUCCUUCACAACCGGUGGUCCCCCCAAAUAACUCAAUUUUGGAAAGGCCCAUUGAAACGCCUAGUUACCCAAUGACGCAAUACGGGGGGCCAACCCCCCCUCUACAGCCUCAAAAUACCCAUUCACCGCAAGAUAAUAUGGUAGUCCAUGGGUCCACCCCUUUGUCGCAAAUAGGGGCGAAUAUUUGUUCGGUCCCCCCCAGCGAAAGUUCGGGGCCCCUUUCUCCAGCCCCCACCACUCCAGGAGGAUCAGCCGAUGACUGCGAUAGCGAUUUUACCUCGAGGGGCGGCGGGCGCAAGCAAAAAAGGGGCGUAUUGCCAAAACAUGCCACUAGCGUCAUGAGAUCAUGGCUGUUCCAACAUCUUGUGCACCCUUAUCCAACCGAAGACGAAAAGCGCCACAUAGCCGGGCAAACUAACCUUACUUUAUUGCAAGUAAACAAUUGGUUCAUAAACGCGCGCAGAAGAAUAUUACAGCCGAUGUUGGACGCUAGCGCUCCCUCUGGGGACAAUUCCAGUGCUACCAACUCGCCGAGUCACAAAAAGAAAAAGAACCAGAACAAUAACAGGCGCUUCUGGCCGCAGGACUUCGCGAAUAUGCAGCCACAGCUGGACAGCGGCAUGCUGUCGAGUUCCGACGACGAGGGCGACUCCUUUAGCAGUGACGGCGAGGAGGGAAGCUUAGUAAUAGAUCAAGGUGCGCAGGGGAAUGACGUCACACAAAAUGGCCACCAGAGCGAAGCCAUUGGCUACGCGACGAAUCCAGGGGAGGCCGACAACCAAUAGGAGGGCUGUAUUUUGACAUGUAUCUUGUAAUAAGGUAAAGAAACCGUUGUUUUAUGUUUUUUGUCGAAUAAUUUUCGCCAUAUAGAGCAUAGAAUCUCUAUUAAUUGUAAAAGUCACUAAAUAAGGCUGAUUUUUUCAUCUCUACUAUUUUUAAUUGUAUUUUUUUUGUUCAUGGAACUUGUAUACGUAAAUAAUAUACCUCAAUUUUUUAGGACUUAAGGAUUAAGUCCUAAUUUUUAAC
Messenger RNA from Brassicogethes aeneus, 1885 nucleotides. The record is from the annotation of a GenBank genome assembly. NCBI's taxonomy places the organism in Eukaryota, Metazoa, Arthropoda, Insecta, Coleoptera, Nitidulidae.